This is a messenger RNA of Diaporthe batatas, 1130 nucleotides long. RefSeq lists its product as uncharacterized. The coding region runs from base 135 to 539 and encodes 134 amino acids. The transcript has 3 exons. The record is from RefSeq and is a predicted model, not a curated record. Gene Ontology annotation, cellular component: nucleosome. Gene Ontology annotation, molecular function: structural constituent of chromatin; protein heterodimerization activity; DNA binding. Lineage: Eukaryota; Fungi; Ascomycota; Sordariomycetes; Diaporthales; Diaporthaceae.
CAGAUCCCACCACAUCUCGCAACAUCAUCACCAAUAACCAACCACUUUUCUGCAUCCAUCAUUCUCGGACGUUUACGUCGCCUCAACAUCAGCUUCUCAAUCCCACCUUUUUCACCCCACCAACUACCAUCAAAAUGACUGGAGGCGGCAAGUCCGGCGGCAAGGCCAGCGGCUCCAAGAGCGCGCAAUCUCGUUCCUCCAAGGCUGGUCUGGCGUUCCCCGUCGGCCGUGUCCACCGUCUGCUCCGCAAGGGCAACUACGCUCAGCGUGUCGGUGCCGGUGCCCCCGUCUACCUGGCCGCUGUCCUCGAGUACCUCGCUGCUGAGAUUCUCGAGCUGGCUGGCAACGCUGCGCGUGACAACAAGAAGACUCGUAUCAUCCCCCGUCACCUGCAACUCGCCAUCCGAAACGACGAGGAGCUGAACAAGCUCCUGGGCCACGUCACCAUCGCCCAGGGUGGUGUCCUGCCCAACAUUCACCAGAACCUCCUGCCCAAGAAGACCGGCAAGACGGGCAAGAACGCGAGCCAAGAGCUGUAGAUGUAGGGUGUUUGCGCUUUUGCUUUUCAUUUUCCGGUCGGCACGUUUGGGUUGUUCAUGACACGGGGUCACGGUUACAGGGUCACUUUUACGGUUGUGUUUUUGCACGUUUGGGUUGUACAUUAAUUCCCAAGGGAUCAUCAUGGUCAUGAAAUGAAUACCACAUCAAGAACAACAAACACUUGGCUCCCUCGACCGCUUGCUCGUGACUGUUUUCCAACUUGGUCCACUGGGCUCGGCCUCAUGGCCAUUCUCGUGCAGGGGCUUGGGCAGGGGUGCUCGGUUUCUUUGUAUGCCUCCUGCUCCGCCUGCCGGUUGCAAAGGGAGGCCGGGCCCAAGCAUUAUGCUGCGGUAUGGCCUGGAGGGCAGCGACCUUCCCCGCUCCAAAUGCCAUGGAGCAGAUUGAGCAGCGCCCAUGUGUCUCUGAGCGCGUGAUGCUAGCCUUCCAGGUGCGACUUUCCCCGGUGGAGUCGAGAGAGGAUGGAGUAUCGCGAAAGCGCAGCUGUCCGACACGUCCGGCGGAAGCACAGGACACUGCAUGUCACGUCACGUAGUGCCGCAGGAACGUGGUUGCGAUUGUUUUGUUUCCCA